Messenger RNA from Cooperia oncophora, 522 nucleotides. The record is from the annotation of a GenBank genome assembly. NCBI's taxonomy places the organism in Eukaryota, Metazoa, Nematoda, Chromadorea, Rhabditida, Trichostrongylidae.
AUGGGCGUGACCAUUCUUUCUUUUGUAGAUCUCCUUGGAUGGGAUGCACAUCUACCGUCAUUCGAUCGCUUUCUAGUGGCUCUGCUCAAGUCUAUGGGAGGCGAGUGGUUGGUGUCACCGUUGAGAGCCCAUGUCGAAGCGAUUGUGUGCGAUUCAUCGGUGAUGUCGCAGUUUGCUCCAUCGACACUUGCGCUUGCCGUAGUGAGUCUUCUGGUAGAGGCGACGAGCAAACAGUGGAUGCCGGCGAUUCAGACACAGGUCAAAUUGUGCAAGACCGACCCCUGUGAGCUUCUCCGUUGCCGUGAACGUCUGUCUAGUAUCUGGUCGCGCACAUUGGUUCCAUCCCUGUCUCCUUUUGAAUUGUUGUCACCGCCACUUGAACCACCAACGACUGUAACGACAACAUCGUGCCGCGGACCAUCGCUGGUUGUUACCGCGAGUCCAGGCGGCAAGACCACUACCACCAGUUCUGCCAACGAGGUGAUCACCUCACCCUGUGCACCGCAACCCACACCGUGCUGA